Messenger RNA from Brassica oleracea var. oleracea, 785 nucleotides. RefSeq lists its product as uncharacterized. The transcript has 3 exons. The coding region runs from base 250 to 606 and encodes 118 amino acids. The record is from RefSeq and is a predicted model, not a curated record. NCBI's taxonomy places the organism in Eukaryota, Viridiplantae, Streptophyta, Magnoliopsida, Brassicales, Brassicaceae.
CAACAACUCAGCAAGUCUGAUGCAGAGCUAGCAUGAGAUUUGUCAGAUGAAGGAGAGACCAAAAAGGAUAAAAAUCAUGUACAUGGCUAACUAUCAGACUUGAGAAGUCUGUGUUAUUUACUUCUUCUAUACAAAGAUCCAAUUUUUCCUGUGGUAUGUUACAAUAUAAACCCAGCAUGAGUUUCACCACGAGUGUUGUGAAGUGCUUGAAGAGGAGAACAAAAAAUUAGCGUGAAGUAGGAAUCUAUCAUGCAUCUGGCCCAACUCUCCUCCUCAAUUUACCCUAGGUCUCUCUACUUCUCCAAGCUACAUAACCCACCCACGAUCUCACCUCUGACACCGAACCGGUUUAGACUGCUCAAGAAGCUUAAUGUUCGUAUGAGGAAAGAGAGCGUUGUAGAUUUUGAUUGCUUCUUUGUCCCCCUCGAGGAAAUGGUGAAACACAGAAGAAGCUCAUCACGCUCUUCUUCUUCUUCAGCUAGAUUCGUCUCCAUGAAAGCUAUAUCUAUCUACUUGAUCUUCAUAUUUGCUUUUACCAUCUUCAGCUCCAGAAACAUACAAACCCAACAUCAACAACAUCAGGAUCCAAGGAAGAUGAACUCUUGAGCUACAGAAUCUGAGGAAAUCGAGUGAAAAAGAUACUCAACUUUGGACUCCUCCUUUCAGCUUUGGUUUGGGGUGUUAAACCAACAAACCGUCACACUACGGGGCGUUUAAAGAUUUAAGAUAAGAGAUUAAUCAUCUCGACUUUGCAAGUUUUUCUUUAUUCGUUUGUUUCGUUAUUA